AUGGCUGCUAACACUGAGCUGGCACCUAGCUCCGUGGUCACGGUUGUGCCAAUCCGAGAGCACGUCCAGUCAGAGGACUUGAAAGAGCACACCACGAUCCGCCAACUGGUAGAAAGCCUGCCUGGACUUCUGGUCUUGGCUCAAAAUGCGCCGAUCAAGGUUGUUUGCCGUAGACUCCAUGAAGAUUGGGAGGGGGCAAAUCCGGAUGUCGUAGACAUCGUAACCCUCCAGAAGAAGUUAUGGGCUCUGGUCGGCCUGAGACGUCUCAACGAACUCCUGAGUGCAAAGAGGGUCUUUCACAAUAGUUCGGAAGCUCAAGCAGAAGAGAAAGAUGAGAAACCAGCUCAAGACGAGAAGAGCAUCGUGCAUAUCAGCGAGGACGUAGUUGACAGCUGGCUUCACGCAGCCACCUCCCCACAGCACCAGGUAUCCUGGCUUCGACCACCCCGCGACUACACCUCAACGCUAUAUGGGACGUUACCUCGGAACAUAGAUAUCAAGCCCUGGGUCAAAGUACCUACACUUCCAUACUCAGACUCCUCAGUCGAUCUGAUAUCGUCUCGUGCCAUCCCCGUGCUCCUGCAAUCCAGCCAAUGGCCCGGGUUUGCGCUGGAAUGCGCUCGCAUUCUGAGCCCCGGAGGCAUCUUCGAAGUCACGGUUCUGGACCCGCUGCCGCGCAAUUGUGGUCCCCUCCUGCAGCGGUGGACGGCUGAGAAGAUCAUCCUCGGGUUGGAAAGGAGGUUUCUGGUCACCCAUCCCACGAUGAUUAUCCCUGUGUGGUUGGACGAUGUUGCGGAAUUUGAGCAUCGCGACAUCCAAACCCUCUCUUUCCCUGCUGCCGGGGAUGGAGACAUGUGCGAGAGAAGGCUGAGCGACUGGACUGGGGCGGCAUAUCCGACAAGCACCAGCGCUUCCCAGGGUGAACGCCACCUUCGAGGGCUCAGCGUAGCGCGGCUCACCAAUCCAUGCCCUGUCGGCAGCGGUGCUGGUGGUGGUUAG
Cladophialophora carrionii CBS 160.54 is the source of this 999-nucleotide messenger RNA. RefSeq lists its product as uncharacterized. NCBI's taxonomy places the organism in Eukaryota, Fungi, Ascomycota, Eurotiomycetes, Chaetothyriales, Herpotrichiellaceae. Bases 1 to 999 code for a protein of 332 amino acids. The transcript has 3 exons. The record is from RefSeq and is a predicted model, not a curated record.